UUUCUGCUUCACUUUUUUACCCACUGCUUGAUUUGCUCUCUCUCUCUCUCUGCAAACAAAGUACAAACCAACCAUGGAAGCUGUGGGAGACGCUCUUCUUUCUGCUGCCAUCGGCCUCUUGUUUGAAAAGUUGGCCUCCACUGAUUUGCUUGACUUUGCACGCCAACAAUGGGUGUACUCUGAUCUCAAGAAAUGGGAGAUAGAAUUGUCGGAUAUUCAUGAAGAGCUUAAUGACGCGGAGGACAAGCAGAUCACGGAUCGCUCUGUGAAAGAGUGGCUGGGCAAUCUGAAAGAUAUGGCUUAUGAUAUGGAGGACAUCUUGGAUGAGUUCGCCUACGAAGCUUUGCAACGGGAGGUCACGGCCAAAGAAGCUGAUCAUCAAGCCAGGCCGAGCAAGGUACGCAAGCUCAUCUCAACUUGUCUUGGCAUUUUCAAUCCUACUGAGGUUAUGCGUUAUAUUAAAAUGAGGUCCAAGGUGUGGGAAAUCACUCGCCGCUUACGAGAUAUUUCGGCUCAAAAAUCUGAGCUUCGUCUAGAAAAGGUGGCUGCGAUAACCAACUCUGCUUGGGGAAGGCCAGUCACUGCAUCUCUAGUCUAUGAACCUCAGGUCUAUGGCAGGGGGACAGAAAAAGAUAUUAUAAUUGGUAUGCUGCUUACGAAUGAACCCACUAAAACCAAUUUUUCUGUAGUUUCCAUCGUGGCCAUGGGUGGGAUGGGCAAGACCACACUGGCAAGACUGGUGUACGAUGACGAUGAGACCAUAACCAAGCAUUUUGAUAAAAAAGCCUGGGUUUGUGUCUCAGAUCAGUUCGAUGCAGUGAGAAUAACAAAGACAAUUCUCAACUCGGUGACUAAUUCUCAAAGCAGUGAUUCACAAGACUUGCGUCAAAUCCAAGAAAAUUUGAGGAAGGAAUUGAAGGGAAAAAAAUUUCUGAUAGUUUUGGAUGAUUUGUGGAAUGAUGAUUACUUUGAGUUGGACAGGCUAUGCUCCCCUUUCUGGGUGGGAGCACAGGGAAGCAAAAUUCUAGUCACAACUCGCAAUAAUGAUGUUGCAAACAAGAUGAGAGGACACAAGAACUUACAUGAGCUCAAACAGUUACCUUAUGAUGAUUGUUUGAAGAUAUUUCAAACACAUGCUUUUGAACUUAUGAAUAUCGAUGAGCACCCAAAUUUGGAAUCAAUUGGCAGGAGAAUUGUAGAGAAGUGUGGAGGUUCGCCCUUAGCAGCAAGAGCCCUUGGUGGCCUUUUGCGCUCUGAAUUACGUGAAUGUGAAUGGGAAAGAGUAUUGCACAGCAAAGUAUGGGAUUUCACAGACAAGGAAUGUGACAUCAUCCCUGUCUUGAGAUUGAGCUACUAUCAUCUGUCUUCACAUUUAAAGAGGUGUUUAUGAGUUUACAAAGCAAGGGUUAAUCCUCAUGUGGAUGGCGGAGGGGUUAAUUCAACAAUCAAAAGAUAAUAGGAAAAUGGAAGAUCUUGGUGAUAAGUAUUUUGAUGAGCUACUGUCAAGGUCAUUUUUUCAAUCGUCGAGUAGCAAUAGAUCACGAUUUGUGAUGCAUGACCUUGUGCAUGCUCUAGCUAAAUAUG
This is a messenger RNA of Vitis riparia (riverbank grape), 1584 nucleotides long. Its product is annotated as putative disease resistance protein RGA4. Gene Ontology annotation, biological process: defense response to other organism. Lineage: Eukaryota; Viridiplantae; Streptophyta; Magnoliopsida; Vitales; Vitaceae. The record is from RefSeq and is a predicted model, not a curated record. Gene Ontology annotation, molecular function: ADP binding. The coding region runs from base 74 to 1390 and encodes 438 amino acids. The transcript has a single exon.